CACGCUGCCACGCCCCUCAAUCCUGCCGCCGCAGCGGUGAUGCAGUCUUAAAUAUUCCUCAAUUCUUCUUGCCAAAACUAUGAAGAACAGCACGGAUCUGAGAUCAGUCAUGAAGUCUGGAAUAUACAUGAUGUUAGUAGUCAUUUCCUGUGUUGUUUCUCAAGAAGCAGAAGAACCAAUAUCCUAUACGCAGUGCUCUGAAGGCUAUGAAUAUGAUCCCAUUAAAGAUGUAUGCAAAGAUAUUGAUGAGUGUUCCACUAUCACUGAUGCCUGCAAAGGGGGCAUGAAGUGCAUAAACCAUUAUGGUGGAUACCUUUGCCUCCCUCAAAAUGCCCAGAUCUUUGUCAGUAAUGGGGAUGAGUCUUUAGCCCAAACAUCACUAAACCCACCAAACACUCAGGCACCGCAGUUGAAGUACAGAGAUGGAGGUGCGGCGAGAACCACACGCUGCUCGCCUGGUUUCACUCUGAAUGAGGAAAACUUCUGUCAAGAUGUAGAUGAAUGUUUCACAGGUCAACACAGCUGCAGCACAGAUCAGAUCUGCUAUAACACCAGAGGCUCCUACACCUGUCAUUGUCCUCCUGGAUACCAGAAACAUGGAGAACAGUGUGUGGAUAGAGAUGAGUGUUUGCUUUCACACUAUUGCAUGCACAGAUGUGUCAAUACUGCUGGCUCUUAUUACUGUGAGUGUAAUAAUGGCUACCAGCUUGCCAACAACAAUCACAGUUGUGUAGAUGUGAAUGAGUGUGAUCUGGUUCAGCCGUGUCAUCAUCAGUGUUUGAAUCUCUUGGGCUCAUAUAUUUGUCAUUGUGAUCAGGGUUAUGAACUCAGCUCAGAUUCAAUCUCAUGUGUAGACAUCGACGAGUGUGCGUUCUCCACUUACAUCUGCCAGUAUGUGUGUAUAAACAGACCAGGUGGAUAUUCAUGCACUUGCCCUGAGGGAUAUCAGCUGCGGGGAACAAGAAUGUGUCAAGACAUGAACGAGUGUGACGGAGGCCACGAGUGUAGAGAAGACGAGAUGUGCUGGAAUUAUUAUGGCGGUCAUCGCUGUUACCCACGUAACCCAUGUCAUGAGCCUUACGUUCUUGCAUCUGAAAAUCGAUGUUCCUGCCAGUCUGCGGGUGCGUGUCGAGGCCUGCCACAGUCUAUUCUUUACAAAUACACAAGUAUUCAUUCAGAGCGCACUGUACCGGCAGAUAUCUUUCAGAUCCAGGCCACAUAUGUCCUCUCCAAUGCACACUACAGCUUCAGAAUCAAAGCAGGCAAUGAUGGAGGAGAGUUCUUUCUCAGGAGAUUGAGCAGCACUGGUGCGAUGCUGGUCUUGAGUAAAUCUCUAGAGGGUCCACUGGAGCAGAUUGUUGAUCUGGAGAUGAUCGCUCAACACUCAGUGUUAAACUUCAGAACCACUUCUUUAUUACGACUCACCAUCAUUGUAGGGCCGUAUCCCUUCUAACUACAUCUAUGCUGGAUAGUUCAUACAUACACUGCAUCUAUAUUGGACAGUACAUACACUGCCUCUAUUAACAUUGGCAAGAUAUUAUCAACUGCUGACUGAAUGUAUAGUAAAAAGAUCUUAUAUGUGUUUAUUCUUAGUCAUCUGUGACUUUAGAUUAAAGAUCUCUGCCAGUCUUUGAAAUGAAUUAUAUUUAAACCUAAAAAAAGGACCGUUGUAAACUGAUUGCAAGAAAUGUGAUUUCAAUAAAAUCUGUGAUUGAGGAUCAUAAAAAGUAAAGCAAUAUAAUGAAAUCAGCUGAUCAGCAAUAAGCAGAUUAUCACAUUAAAGUAAUCUGUUAUGCAACCUUUUUAAUGUAAUGUCAUGGGUUUUUUCUUUACCAGAAAUAUUUGUACGUUCCCAAAAUAAAGUGAAUGACGUUUUAAUGUA
This is a messenger RNA of Misgurnus anguillicaudatus (oriental weatherfish), 1882 nucleotides long. Lineage: Eukaryota; Metazoa; Chordata; Actinopteri; Cypriniformes; Cobitidae. The record is from RefSeq and is a predicted model, not a curated record.